This is a messenger RNA of Juglans microcarpa x Juglans regia, 1997 nucleotides long. Its product is annotated as protein PLASTID TRANSCRIPTIONALLY ACTIVE 12, chloroplastic. The record is from RefSeq and is a predicted model, not a curated record. Bases 308 to 1894 code for a protein of 528 amino acids. Gene Ontology annotation, cellular component: chloroplast; nucleus. Gene Ontology annotation, biological process: positive regulation of DNA-templated transcription; positive regulation of red or far-red light signaling pathway; response to light stimulus. NCBI's taxonomy places the organism in Eukaryota, Viridiplantae, Streptophyta, Magnoliopsida, Fagales, Juglandaceae. The transcript is spliced from 12 exons.
AGUCAUAAUAAGAGAGAGGCCCUUAUCCACCCUCUCUGCAGUCGCACUUCUUCCCAGCAGCUGCACCCCUCCCCGGCUCAAUAGCCAAAACCCUCUUCCAAGCUAAAACCCUCGAAUCCACCCGACACGUUCGAAAAACUCUAUCUCAAACCAUACUCGCACACUCUCAGCAGCCCAGAAACGCUCACGAAUUACACCCUUUUUUCUCCCCCCUUCAAUUCCAGCCACCGAGCAGUCCUGUUAAUACGGUUUGAUCCUCCGUUUGUUUCGUCGAUACUUAUGUCAUAUACAUACUUCUUGAAUUGAGAUGGCAUCUGUUUCGGCAACUUGGUUGUUUCAAGAUAGAGGAUUGGGAGUUAUAGCUUCUGCCGAUGGCUUUGGUGCUGGGAAGCUGCAAUCCAAUCACUUUCAGUCAUCAUUUAUAGGUUCAUUUCCAGCAGGAGUAUUGCAAAUUAGACUUUGCUUGAAUAAUUCACAGAGGAGGGCUCUUCUACCGCCUUGUAUAAAGUGUGAGAAGGAAGAUGAAUCAUUCAAAGAAGUGUCUAUUGAGCGUCCACCCUACUAUAGUUACUUGGACUCCACAUCUGGGCAGCUUGAACCAGCAUCUGGUGCUCGUGCAAGUAUUCCAGAGCAGGAGUAUUGGCCAGAAGGCACAGCUAGUCGAGUGAAGAGUGCCAGGGCUCCUGAGCCAACUGGUAAAUCAUUAGGAUCUCCAUCUUAUGGAAAAAAUCCUGGCAGUAGGAGAAAGAAGUAUAAAACAUUGGUUACUGCUCCUGAAUCUUCUAAUGUGAGUCUAGAAAUGAGUGAUCCACUGGAACCUGAAAGUUCAGUGGACACAACGGAAGAGCCUAAAGAUUUAUCUUCUGAUUAUGUUGUUUUUCAAACUGAACCCGAGCAAGAAGAAACUGGAUAUGAACUAGACAAGAAACUUGGACGCCCUCAUCCCUUUAUUGAUCCAGAAGUGAAAAAGCCCAUAGAGAAGCCACUUACUGGUGAAGAAAUAUGGUGGAACUGGAGAAAGCCAGAGAAGGAGCAAUGGUCCAGAUGGCAAAGAAGGCGACCUGAUUCUGAGACGGUUUUUCUCAAAGCAAUGGCUGAGACUGGGCAAGUGAAGCUUUAUGGUGAACAUCCGACAUUAACUGAAACUUCUCUCUACAGGGCUAGACGACAUCUGUUCAAGGAAGAAAGGCUUCAAGCAGAACAAGAGAGACUGGAAAAAGUAGGUCCAAUAGCAUAUUACUCCGAAUGGGUAGAAUCAUGGAAAAGAGACACUUCGCGCGAAGCUGUUGAGAAACAUUUCGAAGAGACUGAUGAAGAUGAAAACACCCAACUAAUUGAAAUGUUUUGCCAUCAAACAGAUCGAGAGUAUCGCAUAAUGAUGGGAACUGAUAUCCGUAUUCGUAGGGAUCCUCUAGCAAUGCGAAUGAAGGAGGAUCAAAUAAAGCAAAUAUGGGGUGGGGAUCCAGUGUAUCCAACGGUGAACUACAUUCAAGACCCUGAUGAAGAGAUUGAUUUCAGGGGCCCAGAUUUUCAUGAACCUACACCCAAUAUGCUUGCUUAUCUGAAGGAGCAUGGAAAAAUCAUAUCAAGAGAGGAGCUUGAAAAGAUGCUGGCAAACGACAAGACUGAAGAGUUAGAGGUAACAGAUAUGGAUGAUGCUUUGGCACGAGCAGUUGACAUUGGUGAAGAGGAUGAUGAAGGAGAGGAUAGUGAUGUUGAGGUUGAGGAAGAAGAGGACGAGAAAAUCACACGCAAUUGGAGCGUCUUGAAAAGUACUCCAGAGCUUCGCAAAUCCAAGGGAAAGCCGAAGGACAAUUCCAUGUCUCUGGACGAAGCCAUUGGUGACUCUGAAAACCUGACUGAUUUUCUACUAGACUUCGAAGAAGAUGACUGAUCUUAUCUUUGCUUUUGAAUUUUUUACGACAAGUUUCACUAAACUCCGAGAAAUGGUGACUAGGCAUAUAUAUGGUGAAAUGUAGCUGUAGAAUUAUGAUUCA